Messenger RNA from Coffea arabica (coffee), 596 nucleotides. Its product is annotated as small nuclear ribonucleoprotein SmD3b-like. The record is from RefSeq and is a predicted model, not a curated record. Gene Ontology annotation, biological process: RNA processing; spliceosomal snRNP assembly. Lineage: Eukaryota; Viridiplantae; Streptophyta; Magnoliopsida; Gentianales; Rubiaceae. Gene Ontology annotation, molecular function: RNA binding. Gene Ontology annotation, cellular component: spliceosomal complex.
AUGAGUCGUAGCUUAGGUAUACCGGUAAAGCUUCUACACGAAACCACAGGACACAUCAUGACCGCAGAGCUGAAGAGCGGAGAGCUCUACAGAGGCAGCAUGGUUGAAUGCGAAGACAAUUGGAAUUGCCAACUCGAGAACAUCACUUUCACAACUAAGGUGUCAGAUGCACGUCUUAGAUUUUACAACAAAUUAAGUGUCUUCUGCACACAUGCUUUAGAGUUCACAGAUGGCAAGGUAUCACAACUUGAGCAUGUUUUCAUUCAAGGAAGCAAAGUCAGGUUUAUGGUGAUUCCAGAUAUGCUUAAGAAUGCUCCAAUGUUCAAACGUCUAGAAGCUAGAAUCAAGGGCAAGGGUUCAGCACUUGGCAUUAGACGGGGACGUGCUGUUGCCAUGAGAGCCAGGGCUCAGGCUGCUGGUCGUAGAGCUCCACCAGGGAGGGGCAUUGUGCCACCUGUAAGGAGGUGAUCAUUCUAGAAUAUGAUUGUAAUCUUAAGAGCAUCAAAGCUCGUAUAUUAUGCAAGGGAGAUCAUCAAAUCCAUGUUAUGCAGCCCAAUUUGGUAUAGGAUAAUAUUUGGCCUUUGAGACCUUAAGAA